Patiria miniata (bat star) is the source of this 654-nucleotide messenger RNA. Its product is annotated as slit homolog 3 protein-like. The coding region runs from base 1 to 654 and encodes 217 amino acids. The transcript has 5 exons. Gene Ontology annotation, molecular function: protein binding. NCBI's taxonomy places the organism in Eukaryota, Metazoa, Echinodermata, Asteroidea, Valvatida, Asterinidae. The record is from RefSeq and is a predicted model, not a curated record. Gene Ontology annotation, cellular component: extracellular matrix.
AUGGCGUUACGGUACUUCCCACAAGAUGCUUGCGAUACAGAAACAGGAACGGAAUGUGAUAAUAAGCCCAUGAAUGUGUGCGUAGCCAAUUCGAGUGUACAUACAGAGCACAGAUCCACCAAUAUGGCACGUUUUGUAGCGAGUUUUAUGCGGCAGCGUAGAACCUGUUCAGGAUCGCUGGGUAUAUUUUGGUUAGGCAUAGCUCUACUUUGUAGCCUCUCCGGGUGUCUUGCUGCGAAAGGAGACGAGGAUGCUUGCAAAAUCUGCUACUGCUAUAAGACAAAAGUGGAUUGCAAUGGGAAAAAUCUGUCAUCUGUUCCAUCUGGGAUACCACACGGCACAACCUCGCUAAAACUCAAAGACAAUUUGUUGACGAACAUACAGAAGGACGACUUCAAGAACCUCACCGAACUUCGGUACUUGCACUUGGAUGGCAAUCAGAUAUCUUAUAUACAAGGUGGAUCGUUCCGACAUCUUAACAGCCUUCAAGUCCUACUUCUGGCCAAAAAUCGUCUGGAGAGUCUUGAUUCAAACACGACUGAGGGUUUACGUGUUGAAGCAUCAAAGUCGUAUAUCAGCUUGGCGGACAAUAGAUUGACCCAUUUAAGCCCUUAUACGUUCAGUGGAGCGGACGGUCUUGAUGGGUACAUGUAA